CCUCACCAAUCCCUACACUCCGUUUCGCGAUACCGUGAAAGCUGACCGAUGCAGCUCUUGAUACCGUCUCGGCGCGACCAUGGUGUCUUUUUUUGGAUUGAAGCUCGGUGCUGAUAAGAAGAAGAAAGCUGAGAAGGCCGUCGAGCAAAAGCCUCAAUGGAAGAAGAUUGACCAGAACCUCCUCGGUCAAGGCCAGUUCUUUGGAAAGGAUCUUGAUCGCCCCGUCCCCGUCAAUGGGUCCCGUCCCGGCACUGCCACGUCUAACAGGAGCUUCAUCGCCAGCUUUCGUCAGCCGAAAGCGCCAUAUCUGAAUGGUGGCUCAUCCUCGCUGGUCGAUCUUGGUGCGCCAGGCGGCGGCAAGGGUAUUAGGCCUGUCGGAUCCGAGGCUAACCUAAACAUGCGGUGGAAUAACAGCUCCGUCACAAGUCUGCAGAACAUUGCGAGUCCACCGAUCAUCACCGGUGUCAGUGGACCAGGAAGUAGAGCAGGGACCCCUACCUCCAUCAGUCGGAAGGUUUGGGUCAAUCCUCUCGACGUUCACUUCGCUCGUGACAAUGCUGGUUCGAGAAGUGAGGGCACCCUCAGCCCGGCUCCAAGUGCCGCGCCGAGUGGCUAUCACUCCACGACCAGCCUGUCCCCCCUUCCCACCCCGACCGUCGCCAACGCACCCCGGAGCCCGUUGGGCCAAUUCGAGUUCAACUUGAACCCGUCAGAAACAUCGAAAGAUGACAAGUUGACACCCGCUCCGCUCUCGCCCUCCAAGGCGUAUCCUUCUCCUCCUCUGUCCGUCAACGGCUCCCUUCCGCGAUUGAAGACUGAUUUCAAACCAAAGACGGCCGUAAGCACUGUCCAUGAGGUACAUCAGCCCAGACCAGCCGCACUUCCGUCUCCGACCGCAUCGGCAGGACGCUGCAGUGACGAAGAACAGCAGUUCUACCCCAGGCCCAUCAUCCAGAAUGUUGCAGCAAAACGAGACACACUUACCAUCAUCACGCCUCGAAAGCAAAGCUUUUCGAUGGAUAUCGACGAAGACCCGACGGCGCUCAGUCUCGGUAUGAGAGAGGAACAAAGUCCUACGGCCCCAGUGAGCCCGCCGCCGAAAAGCGCUCGGCGGCCGCGUCCUCCGGAAAUGAAGAGCCUGCCUCAGGUGCCCCGGGAUGCUGGACCUCCGGAAAUGAAGAGCCUGCCUCAGGUGCCCCGGGAUGCUGGACCUCCGCCCCCGAGGCCACAGCAGAUCCCGUACGAAGGGCCAUUGCGAUUCGCCGCUCAGGCUCCUGAUGAUGCGUUCAGUGUCAGACAACCAACGGGCUUGGAUCUGUGGGAGAAACCGAAACUUGAGCCGAGAGGGAGAGUGGACUCCGAUGCACGUGAUCGUCUUAACCUAGAUUACCAAGAACGGUCAGGCCCGAAUGGCCGGGAUAGGAGAGACUAUGAGGGCCGCACUCGCGACGACCGCCCUUACCUGCCGAAAGGAUAUCUCGGCCCUCCGCCCGUGUCGAGAAGGGUGGCGCCAGGUGAAGGCGAACGCAGCUACGGCAUCACGCCUUCAAACCGGCGUCGGCCUCCGCCACCUGUCGAACUCCAACGCAAGGCGCCCAGCCCACAGCCCCGACCACCGGCCUCGGACGACCGUGAUAUCCAGCACGGCAGCUUUGACACGGUCUCUCCUCGUAUGCAAUCGCCCCAGCCGUCGACUCCCAAGGGCUUGAUCCCGGAGCCUUCGACGGAUCCGAACUGGCCGCUGCCGAGCCCUCUGGCAAGCCCGACGUUCGGCACAGGCCACCGGCCGCAUACACCAAGUGAGAGGUCUGAAGCUCAAAUGAGCCCUGUGCGUGAAGGAGGUUUCGAUGCCCGACGGCCGGACUUUGGAUUGAGGGCGCCAACAGGGAUUGCUGAUGAAUUCCGCGUGGGAUUCAUCUAGGUGCGGGAUACCUUGGGGCGUGCAGGAUCGGGGAUCGGGGACCGGGGAUUUGGGAUCUGGAGGGCGAGAACAUACCAUACCACGUUUGCAUUGGGGUUUUCGAGUUGUU
Messenger RNA from Colletotrichum navitas, 2030 nucleotides. RefSeq lists its product as uncharacterized. The transcript has 3 exons. The record is from RefSeq and is a predicted model, not a curated record. Bases 80 to 1921 code for a protein of 613 amino acids. NCBI's taxonomy places the organism in Eukaryota, Fungi, Ascomycota, Sordariomycetes, Glomerellales, Glomerellaceae.